GAGAGCAAAAAAGAGAAUGGAUUAGAUAUCGGAUACUUUCAGCUGUUUAGGUUUGCAACCUGCCAGGACACGGUGGUGAUGGUGGUGGGGGGCCUGUGUGCCCUGGUCCACGGAGCUGCCUCCCCUCUCAUGCUGCUCGUCUACGGGAUGAUGACCAACACGUUCGUGGCCUACGAGCUGGAGGUCCAGGAGCUGUCGAACCCUAAUAAGACGUGCAUCAACAACACCAUCGCCUGGACGAAUGGCUCCGUGUUUGUGACGUCAGACAACGGCACUGUCUUCUGUGGGGUGGAUAUUGAGGCACAGAUGACCAUGUUUGCAUAUUAUUACGUCGGUAUAGGGGUUGGAGUGCUCAUUGUCAGUUAUUUUCAAAUUGCCCUCUGGGUGACAGCGGCAGCACGACAGAUCCAGCGAAUCAGGAAGACUUACUUUCGAAAGAUUAUGAGAAUGGAAAUAGGCUGGUUUGACUGUAAUUCUGUGGGAGAGCUGAACACCAGGAUAUCAGAUGACAUCAACAAGAUCAACAAUGCCAUUGCUGACCAGGUGUCUAUCUUCAUCGAGCGGAUCUCCACCUUCAUCUUCGGGUUCAUGGUGGGCUUCAUCGGGGGCUGGAAACUCACCCUGGUGGUCAUCGCUGUGAGUCCUCUCAUAGGCCUGGCCGCCGGACUCAUGGCCAUGGCAGUGGCCAGGCUGACUGGCCGGGAGCUGGAGGCGUACGCCAAGGCUGGUGCUGUGGCCGACGAGGUGCUGUCCUCCAUCAGAACAGUGGCAGCCUUCGGAGGCGAGGAGAAGGAGGCUGAAAGGUAUGACAGGAACCUUGUGGAGGCCCAGAACUGGGGAGUGAAGAAGGGCACCAUCAUCGGGCUGUUCCAGGGCUACCUGUGGUGCAUCAUCUUCCUCUGCUACGCCCUGGCCUUCUGGUACGGAUCCAAGCUGGUGAUAGAGACCAAGGAGUUGUCUCCAGGGAGCCUCAUUCAGGUGUUCUUUGGCGUCCUCAUGGCAGCCAUGAACCUGGGUCAGGCUUCGCCCUGUCUGGAGGCCUUUGCGUCCGGUCGUGCUGCGGCCAAGUCCAUCUUCGAAACUAUAGACAGAGAGCCAGAAAUCGAUUGUUUCUCAGAAGAGGGUCACAAACUCGACAAAGUAAAAGGAGAUAUUGAAUUCCACAAUGUCACGUUCAAUUACCCUUCUCGGCCAGAUGUCAAGAUUCUAGACGACCUGAGCAUGGCGAUUGAAGCAGGGGAAACGACUGCCUUCGUGGGGCCCAGUGGAUCUGGGAAGAGCACCACCAUCCAACUCAUACAAAGGUUCUACAACCCCAAGGAAGGAAUGGUGACCCUGGACGGCCAUGAUGUCCGCAGCUUGAACAUCCAGUGGCUUCGCUCCCUCAUCGGCGUAGUAGAGCAGGAGCCAGUGCUGUUCUCUACAACCAUAGCGGAGAACAUCCGCUUCGGCAGGCCUGGGGUAACAAUGGAUGACAUCAUCCAGGCAACGAAGGAGGCCAACGCCUAUAACUUCAUUAUGGAACUGCCCCAGAGGUUUAACACGCUGGUUGGAGAGGGCGGAGGGCAGAUGAGCGGAGGGCAAAAGCAGAGGAUCGCCAUCGCCAGAGCCCUGAUCCGGAACCCCAGGAUCCUGCUCCUGGACAUGGCCACCUCCGCCCUGGACAACGAGAGUGAGGCUGUGGUCCAGCAAGCUCUGGACAAGGCUCGUUGUGGAAGGACAACCAUAACCAUCGCCCAUCGCCUGUCGACGAUCCGAAACGCCAACGUCAUCGUUGGCUUUGAGCACGGCAGGGCUCUGGAGAGGGGAACACACAGCGAGCUACUGGAGAAGAUGGGCGUUUACUUUACCCUGGUCACCCUGCAGAACCAAGGGAAUGACACGGCUCAUGUGACAGCAGUCAGUGGUCCUGACAGUCAAGCCAUUGAGGAACAGGUCACUGAGAAAGUUCGAUCUUUCAGUCGAGGAAGCUAUGAAUCUGGCUUAAGGAGAUCUCUUCGGCGACGUUCACAAACACAGUUGUCAAAUGAAUUUAUCCCUGACGCUAUAUCUAGCAGCCUCAAAAUGAAAUCCAGCCAAUUUAGUGCCACAAUAGACCUGGAGACAGCACACUCACAGGAACCCGAGGCUGAGUUGGAGCGCGUCGAGCCGGCCCCCGUGACUCGUAUCCUGAAGUACAACCAGCCCGAGUGGCCCUACAUGCUGCUGGGCUCCCUGGGGGCGGCUAUCAACGGCUCCGUCAACCCCAUCUACGCCAUCCUCUUCAGCCAGAUCCUGGGGACGUUUGCCAUCCAAGACCUGAACGAACAGAGGCGGCAGAUCGAUGGGAUCUGUGUUCUGUUCUGCGGCGUGGCCGUGACCAGCUUCUUCUCACAGUUCCUGCAGGGGUAUGCCUUCGGGAAGUCUGGAGAGCUUCUGACGCGCCGGCUGAGGAAGGUGGGCUUCCAGGCCAUGCUGAGACAGGAGGUGGGCUGGUUCGAUGACCCCAGGAACAGUCCUGGAGCCCUGACCACCAGACUGGCCACAGACGCCUCCAUGGUCCAGGGGGCAACUGGAUCUCAGAUUGGCAUGAUUGUGAACUCCUUAACUAACAUCGGAGCCUCGUUCAUCAUCGCCUUCUACUUCAGCUGGAAGCUCAGCUUGGUCGUCAUGUGUUUCCUGCCACUGAUUGGACUAUCGGGGGUCUUCCAAGCCAAGAUGUUGACAGGCUUUGCAAAUGAGGAUAAGAAGGCAAUGGAAGACGCAGGGCAGGUGUCCAGUGAGGCUCUGGCCAACAUCAGAACCAUCGCUGGUCUGGCCAAGGAGAGCGCCUUUGUGGAUUUAUACGAGCAGCAGCUGGAGGCUCCGUACAGGUCUGCCAAGAAGAAGGCCAACAUCUACGGCAUCUGUUUUGGCUUCGCUCAGUGCGUUAUCUUCAUGGCCUACGCCGCCUCGUUCAGAUACGGAGGUUAUCUCGUCAGCUCCGAAGGACUUAACUACAUGGUGGUGUUCAGGGUGAUCUCGGCUGUUGUGAUCAGUGGGACUGCUCUGGGGAAGGCCUCGUCCUUCACCCCAGACUACGCCAAAGCCAAGACGGCAGCGGCACAGUUGUUCAGACUGUUGGACCGGGUCCCCAGGAUCAACAUGAGCCACACAGACGGAAAACAGUGGGAUGAUUUCAGAGGGGAGGUUGAGUUUGUCCACUGCAGGUUCACGUACCCGAGCCGGCCAGACGUGCAGGUGCUGAGGGGCCUGGCGGUGUCGGUGAAGCCCGGGCAGACCCUGGCGUUCGUGGGCAGCAGCGGUUGUGGGAAGAGCACCAGCGUCCAGCUUCUGGAACGCUUCUACGACCCCGACGAGGGCCAGGUGCUGAUCGAUGGGCGUCCCUCCGCCAGCGUCAGCGUGCCCUUCCUGAGGGCUCAGAUCGGGAUUGUCUCCCAGGAGCCUGUGCUGUUCGACUGCAGCAUCGCUGAGAACAUCCAGUAUGGAGACAACCUGCGCGCUGUGGGGAUGGAGGAGAUUGUCGAGGCUGCCAGGAAAGCAUACCUCCAUGACUUUGUUAUGACCCUUCCAGACAGAUACGAGACUCAGGUUGGGGGCCAGGGCUCCCAGCUCUCCCGGGGGCAGAAGCAGCGUAUCGCCAUAGCGAGGGCCAUCGUCAGGAACCCCAAGAUCCUGCUCCUGGAUGAGGCCACCUCUGCUCUGGACACAGAGAGUGAAAAGACGGUGCAGGCGGCUCUGGACGAGGCACGGCGUGGACGCACCUGCAUCGUCAUCGCCCACAGGCUGUCCACCAUCCAGACGGCCGACAUCAUCGCCGUCAUGUCCCAGGGCGUCGUCAUAGAGAAGGGCACUCACGAGGAGCUCAUGGCCAAGAAGGCUGCCUACUACAAACUAGUCACGACAGGAGCGCCCCUCAGCUAAACACCUCCUCCCCUCUGCCAGGCGACAGACUGACGCUGUACUUGACAACUGGACGUAUUUAAUUAAAGUGUGAUCCGUAGGUUUCAAUUACAUUCGUUUUUCCUAUUUAUUCAUUUAGAAAGAAAUGUGCUCUUGGAGUGUACAUUUUUGAUUUCGUAAAUGUUUUGGCACCUUGCUUUGAUAGAGUCAUUUUUAUAUGUGGAAUAUCUGUUUUGUUUAUAAAUAUCAAUGAGCCUCUUGACAUGACCUCUCCCAGUGUGGCUGUUGUGAACCUGAGCCUGUUGUCCUUGUGGACCAGUGAUAGUGAGCUGUUGAUAGCACGCACUGUUGAGACACCCCGAGUGACUGAUAAGAUGCUCCAGUGAUAGGCUGUUCUGGAUUCCUCCCUGUUCAACAUGCCAGUACUCAGUCUCACUCCUCUCCCCGAUGACACAAGACUGAAUCAUUAAAGACAGGAAUAGAUCAUUAACCUGCGGCGCUGAAGAAAUCAUCGAUGACGGGUCGAUUUGUUUCUUAUUUCCAAGACACCUGUGAGGCCUGGCCUCUGGGUUUAUCAUUAAUCACAUGUUUUUAAACGCCCCUUUGUUCUCCAAACAGCACUUCACAAAGUGCCAAGAUGUGAUCCUGGAUCUGAGUCGUUCAGCCUGUAUGUACUGGAUUUGUAUUUUAUUAAAGCUCAUUCAAACGUC
Osmerus eperlanus (European smelt) is the source of this 4592-nucleotide messenger RNA. It is a transcript of the gene abcb11a, whose product is annotated as ATP-binding cassette, sub-family B (MDR/TAP), member 11a. The record is from RefSeq and is a predicted model, not a curated record. Gene Ontology annotation, molecular function: ATP hydrolysis activity; ABC-type oligopeptide transporter activity; ATP binding. Gene Ontology annotation, cellular component: membrane. Gene Ontology annotation, biological process: transmembrane transport. NCBI's taxonomy places the organism in Eukaryota, Metazoa, Chordata, Actinopteri, Osmeriformes, Osmeridae.